Messenger RNA from Penicillium argentinense, 1050 nucleotides. RefSeq names its product Gfo/Idh/MocA family protein. Gene Ontology annotation, molecular function: nucleotide binding; oxidoreductase activity. The record is from RefSeq and is a predicted model, not a curated record. Bases 1 to 1050 code for a protein of 349 amino acids. Gene Ontology annotation, biological process: NADPH regeneration. Lineage: Eukaryota; Fungi; Ascomycota; Eurotiomycetes; Eurotiales; Aspergillaceae. Gene Ontology annotation, cellular component: cytoplasm. The transcript has 3 exons.
AUGACCUCGUCUCAAAGACUUGGUGUUGGAAUCAUCGGGGCCGGUGAGGUUUUCCAGGUGUGCCAUGGACCUUGUCUGUUGCUUCUAUCGCACCUUUUCAAGAUCGAGUCCAUCUGUGAUCUGUCGCCCACGACUGUGGACCAUUGUGCCGCCAAAUUCUCCGUCCCUCACAAGACUACCACACCGCAGGAGGUGAUCGACAACCAGAACGUACAGGUGGUGUUUAUACUCACAUCCGACGAGAGCCAUGCCCCUUUAGCUAUCUCGGGUCUCAAGGCGGGAAAGAAUGUCUUCAUCGAGAAGCCCGUUUCCCUGUCGUUGCCCUCCGUCCAGUCUAUCAUUGACGCUGAGAAGAAUGCGACUGGCGGCGCCCGUGUUUUCGUGGGCUACAUGCGCCGCUAUGCUCCAAGCUACAUCAACGCCUUCAAGCGCGAGAUUGCCAGCAUUCCGAAGAUUCUGUACGCCCGUGUCCGCGAUUUCAGUGGCCCCAAUGCACAGUUCGUGGACCAGAGCGGUACAUUCCAGGUCAAGAACUCUGAUUACCCUGCCAGCUCCACCGAAGAGCGUAACCAGCGUCUGGAUGCCCUCUUCAAGGAAGCCUUCCCCAACCAGGAGAUCACGGAGGAGAAAAAAAGAUUCCCAGAGUCGGUGGACGGUGUGUCUGUCAAUGACCCUUUCUAUAGCGCCAUCAUGACUUUCCGUAAUCAAGACGGCUCGACCUAUUCCACCACUUAUGAGAGCGGCAUUGACAAGGUCCCCAUUUUCGAUGCUCAUAUCACCGUGUACGGCGACACAAAAAGAGUCACCAUCAAGUAUGACAGCCCAUAUGUGAAGGGUCUGCCCAUUUAUGUUGAGGUGGAGGAGGUCAAUGAGCAUGGUGAGGUUCAGCGUCGCAACACGCUUUCCUCGUAUGAGGAUGCGUAUACUGCCGAGCUCCAGGUGAUGCACGAUGCCUUCGUCAAUGACAAGGACAUCAAGACAACCGUGGAGGAUGCCAAGAAUGACCUCCAGAUCUACGAUAUGAUGUACAAGAAGUGGGGAGGGAACUAG